Molecule: messenger RNA, 2304 nt
Organism: Cotesia congregata
Lineage: Eukaryota; Metazoa; Arthropoda; Insecta; Hymenoptera; Braconidae
Source: the annotation of a GenBank genome assembly
AUGGCUGCUGGUGGUGACAGCACAGAGAAAGUUUUCUAUACUUGUAUAUAUUGCAACAUGCUCAGGACGUCGCUUCUCCUCACACUUUAUGGUUUCUUAUUAGCCUCGGCUGUGUCAGCGGCCUUAAAAAACGGCCGGACGAAAUUUAAAAUAGCAACUACCAGCAGCACAACAGAGCCAUCAGCUUCAUUAGAUAAUGAUGAACCCGAAAUUGAUGGUAAUAAAACCGAGGUGGUGGAUGGAAACUCUACAGCCACUCACAAUUUAACAGGAAUUCCGCAAAUUGAUUACAUAUGGGAUCCAAAUCUACCGCGGGAAUUGAACGGAUACAAUUUAAGUGAUUAUCCUUUUUACGAAACCAUUCCCAAGGACAUAGACUUCAAGUGCGAUGGCCUCCACGACGGAUUUUACGCCAGUGUACCUCACAAAUGCCAGAAAUAUUGGCACCGGAACGACGCGCUUUAUCAAGCGGCGAGUACCACGACAAUCGCGCCUCCAACAACUACCACAACAACAACGACAACAACAACAACAACAACAACAACCACAACAAAAGCUCCAGAAUUUGCAGAAAAUCCGCGACCGUCUGGCAGAAGACGAAGACCUUUCAGAAGACGUCCCGCGUAUGAUUAUUACGACCAAGAUUACUACGAGGACGAUUACGAGCGACCUCGAACCCGCGGGUCUGGUUACGAUCGCCGCGAUGACUAUGAUUACGACGAUCGCCAGCAGUACAACGCCCGCAACAGAGACCGUGAUCGAGACCACUUUCGCGAUCAUCCGAGAGAUCGUGAUAGGGAUUAUCGCGAUCGCGAUCAGGUUUCGCGGCCACGCGAGUACACUUCUGAGAGACCGGUUGCCAGAGAUGAGGAGGAUGCUGGCAGGCGUGACCGAUUUCCCGCGAGGAACAACCGAAGAGAUCCACCCAGAGUUGAUGAUACUCAGCGAUACGAUCGAGGCAGAUUCGCUAAAGAAGAAUACGACGAUGAAUCAACCAGCGAAGCUAUGGUUAAACCCUUAGCUCCUAGCACGUCAGUUUACGCGCGACCAAGAGCGCCCCCAAAAAUCCGACGACCGGUUCCGCUGUCUGAGCAAGAUCGAUUCGCUUACAAAGCGUCGUCUGUGCAACCGAUUGUCGGAGAACACAAACGUACAACAACAUCAACAACAACCGAGUUACCAGUCGCUCACAGAUACUACGACCGAAAUCGUGACCGAGCCCUGGACCGAGAAAAAGACCCAAUAACUAGUCCCGGGGACCGUGAGAGAGAUUACAAACCGUUGCGACGUCCCGGAUUGAGAGACAAAGAGCCCGAUCGACUUCCUGAAGAGAUCCAGUCCAAGCCUAUAAAUCCUCUUUCACAAGAUAAUGAGGACACGUCUAAAGAUCGUGACUCAAUUGAGGAUGCAAAGGUGCCAACCGAGCCGUCUAAGCCUCUAGAACCGGAUUAUCCUUCAGAAGACGAGUAUUACGACGAAGAAGAGCCUCUUUCUUCGACUUUGUCCUCCUCUGCGCCAAUUUCGAGCACCCUGGCGCCCAAAAUGACAGUGAGGAUUGUCAAGCGGCCCUUUCUUCCCUCUAGAGGCGGAAAUCCGAACCCUCGCGGCCUCUCUGCUGUCGGUGUGAAAGCUCCCGACUCUGGGAUCUCGAUAAAAUCUCUCUCUCACUCUCAAAAGCGACCUGUCAAUUUAUCCGAGCAAGAUAAAUUGUACGACGCUUACAAAAUCAUCGAUGUCGAUCAGAAAAAAAAGAUCGAGGAGAAUUACGACGAUUGGAAAGUCGAAGAAAAGAUAGAGGACAAAGAACCUCGCGCUCCGUUGGCCAAUCGAGGAAAUUAUCGUUUUAAUAAUAAUAAUAAUAAUAAUAAUAAUACUAAUUACGGUAAAGAUGUGACCGGACCGAGCAGUUUAGCCAAGCAGAGGCUCAAUGAAGUUCCUCAUAAUUUGCAAGAAAUUCCCGAGAGCGAGUACGACGAGGCGCUAAAUGAAGCUCUCACUCCGGCGUUUAAUCAAGACCCUCUGCCCAGCGGAUUCGUACUUCCUUUAAUACAGAGACAAAUCAAUCGAGAACCGGCUCUGCAACCUUCCGAAAAUAAUUAUCGCGUAAGACCUUUUAAAGCCGAACAGAACCACCAAUUAAACUCGCCACAAAAAAGUUUUCCUCCAACUCCCGGAUUUUUUCCUCUAACGCGAAUCAAUGACGAAAGACCUACUGCUUCUUCCCAGUUAUUCAAGACUCCUGAAGUCGUUCACGUUGGGACGUACAAUAGACAAGCGGAGAGAAAUCCUUGGCAUGAUUACACU